Cuscuta epithymum is the source of this 989-nucleotide messenger RNA. The record is from the annotation of a GenBank genome assembly. NCBI's taxonomy places the organism in Eukaryota, Viridiplantae, Streptophyta, Magnoliopsida, Solanales, Convolvulaceae.
AAUUUACUAGUAACAACUACAUACUUUUAAAAAUGCCAAUUCAAGACUCACAAGUGCGGAUGUACAGAAGGAGAAAAAUCAUUAAUUUAAUGUCAGAGUGAUGAUGGAAGAGUUGGCCUAGAAACAGAACGGACCACCCUUUAUUUACUCCGAUCCACCACUGCCUUAUCGUUUCUUCUUCCAUUUCCUAUAUUCUCUUUUCUUCACCUGACUGUAUAUAUAUAAAUAGGAAAUACACAUUCGGACUGUAUAAAAAGUAUACUGUAUAUACAUACAGAUAGAGAUCAGAAGGAGAGAAAACAUGGUGGGCGUAUUUUCCAGAUUUUCCUCAAGUAAUAAGGCUGCCCAUAGAAGAAGUCGAAGUGCCAUUAUUGAUGAAAGGACUGAACUGCCUCCAAGGUCGUCGGAGGUAGCCGCAUGUGGUGGUUCUGCUGUGGCGGCAGGGGUUGACGUGGUGGCGACCGCCACCACACACAGCAUUGAACGUGCGGCGGUUGAGUUUAAGCCGAUUGAGCAUCCAAACGAGCCUCUCAUCAAUGAAGCACCGGUUCAGUGCCCUUUUCCAGAACUACCAGUAAUAUUGUAUGAGGGAAAGAUAAGGAAGGAGCACAUUCACGGAGGAGGAAGGAUUGAUUUUCCAGUUACGAAAGAAGGGGAUGAAGUCAUUUUAGAGGCACAGAUUCUGCCAAAAUGUAAAACCCAUGCUAACCGACGCCAGAUUCUGCCAUCCUUGAGUGCACCAGAACAUAUUAUCCUAAGUUUGCUUGAUGAAUCUCUCGUUUAACUGUCCUCUGCAUUUUUAUUUUCAUUUUAUUAAUCUAUUUUUACUUAUUUAUGAUUUGAUGUAUAAAUGUAAAGAUGAAAAAUUAUAUGCAUAUAUCUUAUUUUACAGUUUUUACUAAGAGGCACAUAUAUUGUUUUAUAAGGGGAAAUCGAAUUUUCGUUCCUUCAAAUAGUACACAUAUUACACAUUGAAAUAUAUAAGCUUG